CUUUGGAACAAACUCCCCUUCAAGUCCUCUCAGCCGCCCACCUCGUCAGCUCAAGACUUGUGCCCUCCUGCUCGAUCCUCUUACACAUCUCUGAGAGUGAAUCACUUACACAUACACACACGCUUACUCGCAAUUAAGCGAACGAUAUCGACGACUUUGACUAGUUAUAAAACUAGCCUAACUUGACGACUGGACACUCAUCAGCAACCUCAUCUCGCCUUGCCUCAUUCAUCAGGUCACAUCACCUCUUGGAAGCAAGUCUAAGUCUCGAACUAGCCCAGGCCAGGACCAGCAAAGAAAGGGAAAUACACCCCCUCGUAAUAAUCGGCCCCGUUCGUCUGACCCACACUCAUUCGACCAUCCGACCGGCGCCACUGCAGCGUACCUUGUGCCUGAACUCAACAACGAGCUGAGAAAGCUACGCUACGCUACCGUAUUACGGCAACGAUCCGUCCAUCCCCAUCCCCAUACAUCCCAUCCCCUUGACGGAAACCAAAGCUCGAGUCACCCCAAAUAAAAAAAAGAGGUUUCCCCUUAUUGGAUCUUGUUACUUAUUUGGGCUGUUGCGCAAAAAGCAUAACUUUCUCUCACAUCCACCCGUAACGAGCCCCCUUUCUCUCACUCACUCCUGAAGAGACUCGCCUGUCCGCCUUUCGUUCAUCUGCAAUACAAUACCAAUACGUCUGCGACAUCAUCUCUCGCUCGUGUUGCCUAUUCCAACGUUCCGGUGUCGACGUCUCUCGCCAAACUCAACCAUCACUUACCACCACUCCUUUACCUGUCCGAAACACGCUCCAAUUAUAUUGGUGACGCUCGCAUCUUGAAUACCAUUCGGCUUUCUGUUUCUCUGCCGCUUCAAUCUUUUAGCCAAUCCGCGCUCACAUUCGCUCAAUACCCUUUGUACACUCUGUCGACCAAGACGAGUAUUCCUUCAACCACCACAACAACAACUCAUUCAUUUACACGUUCUCGCAACAACAGACAACAUGAUUGAAGGAUCAUCAACACCCUCUAACAUGGGCCGAGGAGCCUACGACACAACCGGCUGCCCCAAGCCCCCGCCCCGCCCCAGACCUUCAUAAGAGGCCACCUCGCUUGGAUUGUUGGAUAAACUCUACAUGUAUCCCAACCUAAUGCGACUGACGACCACGCCAAAGCCGGGCCACGCUGGCGGUUAGGCCUGUCCGGCGAUGACACGACACUGCGACUGUACUGUUACAGACGCGCACUUCUCACUCUUCCGCCUGUCUUCCCUUCGACUCUAAGCGAUUUUUCUAAUUACGACACCAUUUUAAUCACUUUCAGCAGCCAAGGAACCGAAUAACUCCCGGCUCUUAAUGCGUUCCGAAUACACUUUUUAAUACACAUUCCUGUCGAAAACCAUAUACACAACGGCUCGGAGCCAUCCCUUGCUUCCCAGCAGCAAGCGGAAAUUUCAAGGGAAGGACUUUUUUCUUGGGAACGAAUGCACUCAUUGAUUUGAAUGAGUGUCGAUUUUCUUAUUUUUCACACUUCCUGAUUCGUGGCGACGCGAAGUUUGUUUUAUCAUAUUGGGCUCAGCAACGCGGCGUUUGAACAUAGACGGGAACCAAAAAACGGGAUUUGUUUUAUUUUCUUGUCUUCGAGUUUCAUCUUCACAGCAGCGUCCUUGUCGGCUCCAGGUCUCGAGUCGUCUUUCGGUAUCCACAGUCUCUCCCUCGAUAACCAAUCUGAACCUACAGCACCCACUCACGUCAGGGCGUUCUGAGUCGGAAUGCAGAUCUGGCUGGGAUGGGAAUGUCUCAGAUUCGCCUCCACAGCGCAGCGCAGCACGACAAGGGUUGGCGAGCAUACUUGGAGAGAAAGUAGAUGACCGAAACCGAGCAGAGACAACAACGACAAGGAAGACCUGACGACGGAGCCAAGAAGAUCGAAUGCCACGAGGACAUAUUUUGGAGUUCAAUUUCAGCAAGGGUUUCGGAUAAGGAUCACAAAAACUGGGACCGGAUGGGAAAAGAUGUUCAUUUUGCAUAUAGACCUGGGGGACUUUGUUUACCUUUUUGCUUUUUUGUUUUCUCCGUUUACUCUCGGUUCCCAUCUUGCUUGCACAGUUUUCCAUCUGGCCAGCUUCUCUCGUUUCUUUUUUUUCUUCUUUUUUUUUUUUCUACUGUUACUUUUUAUUAUUCCUGGAUUGGACCGCUGUUGUGGUUUGGGCUCCCUCGCGGGAGGACCAACAGCAGAGGGAUAUGUUGCUGUAUUCCCGUGUACUAUUUCUGUAUUGGUGUACAAGACACGGCAAGGCUAUUGGAAGAGGAUUGAGGAGGGGGAAGAGGAAAGCGAUACCGAUGCUCUGGCCGUGUUGAGAGAGCACUUGGGCUGGACUCAGGAUUGAUAGAAGAUACCCCCUACUACGCGCUUCCCCCCCUCGAAGCCUCUGGACUGUAUAGUAUUAUUUUAUAAGAUGGAAGACAUUUAGCUACACAGCUCACGGAGACUACGAGGAGAAAAAUACAAAUAAUGGAAAUAUUCAAUAACUAUCAUUGGCCUCGAAUGCAGCAUGCGACUUGAAGAGGAAGAAUGUAAUGUUAUGGUAUGGUAUCGCAAGAAAUCUAUUGAGUGUUGGCCAAGAUGAUCGUUGGUGAGUUAUCGUAUACUCGCUGCGUUUACCUCGUUUGGGAACGUCGAGGCGAGGAAGAGAAGAUGGGAAUCACUUGGUCGAGAGAUUGUUUGCUAUGCUCGAAGCCGUAGUUUGUGUGACGAGCGGGUAGUGGAUGACGAACCGGGAGAACUUGGAAGAUCCCGAGGAUUUGGGGAACGUACGUUUGUUUGUU
This is a messenger RNA of Fusarium odoratissimum NRRL 54006, 2810 nucleotides long. RefSeq lists its product as uncharacterized. The coding region runs from base 1849 to 2298 and encodes 149 amino acids. The transcript is spliced from 2 exons. The record is from RefSeq and is a predicted model, not a curated record. NCBI's taxonomy places the organism in Eukaryota, Fungi, Ascomycota, Sordariomycetes, Hypocreales, Nectriaceae.